This is a messenger RNA of Gastrolobium bilobum, 1671 nucleotides long. RefSeq lists its product as uncharacterized. NCBI's taxonomy places the organism in Eukaryota, Viridiplantae, Streptophyta, Magnoliopsida, Fabales, Fabaceae. The coding region runs from base 1 to 1671 and encodes 556 amino acids. The record is from RefSeq and is a predicted model, not a curated record. The transcript has a single exon.
AUGGCAGGAGCAAGAGCUAGCAAUGAAGAGCCAAUUCAGUCUAAGAUCUCAAUCAUAGGGCAAAGAAUCCUAGCACUCAAGAACCUUCAUUCUCCGAUUGUUCAACCAGAAAUUGCAGCAGCAAAUUUUGAAUUGAAAUCGGUCAUGUUUGACAUGCUGGAAACAAUUGGCCUAUUCAAUGGGAUGCCUAGUGAAGAUCCACUUUUUCAUAUCAAAAAUUUCAUGGAGGUAGCAGAUAGCUUCAAGAUACAAGGAGUUACAUCAGAUGCAUUAAAGAUGAAGUUAUUUCCCUACUCUCUCACCAAUGGGGCUAAGGUAUGGCAGAACACACUACAACCUAAUUCCAUCCGUAGAUUAGAGGACAUGGCUGAAAAGUUUUUGAUGAAAUUCUUUCCUCCCACGAAAGCAAUUCAGUUAAGGAAUGAUAUAGCAGCGUUCCAACAAUAUGAUGGUGAGACACCUUAUGAAGCAUGGGACAGAUUCAAGGAAUUGCUGCAGAAAUGCCCUAAUCAUGGUAUACUGAAAUGGAUACAAAUGGAGACUUUUUACAAUGGACUUAAUAAUCAAACAAGGGGUGCAGUUGAUGCAUCAGCCGAAGGAGCUCUCUUAGCUAGGACAUUCACAGAAGCAUAUGAAAUCUUAGAGAGGAUGGCAUUUAGCAAUUACCAGUGGCCAACAAAAAUAAUGAAUACACCAAAGAAGGCUGCUGGAGUGCUGGAGCAUGAUGAUUUAUUAGUAUUGGCAGAACACAUUUCAUCUUUGAAUGAUACAAUCAAGUCACUUAAUCUGUCUGCUGAUGCUAGAGCACAACAAGUGCAUACCAUAACCAAUGUUAUAUCAUGUGUUUUCUGUAAUGGUCCUCAUGUUUUUGAUAACUGUCCAAAAAUCCCUCGAUCUGUUUGUUUUGUAGGAAGCUAUAACAUGAGCAAUCCAUAUUCAAACGCCUACAAUCAAGAAUGGGGGAACAACUCAAUUCUUUCAUAUUCACAAGGGCAGCAACAAGAAUUCUCUGCUAUAGCAACAUAUUCAAACAUAAUUUCACACCCUUCUGAAUUUAUGCAGCAGCAACAGCCUAUUCAACAAGUUGAUACAUCAAAUACACUGGAAAGCAUACUGAAGGACUUUAUGGCAAGAAGUGAUUCCCUUAUCCAGAACCAAAAUGCAUCUAUCAAAAACUUAGAAACUCAGAUGGGACAAUUGGCAGAAGCAAUCAACAUCAGACAAUAUUACACACUGCCUAGCAGCACAGAGUAUCCAAGGAGAAACGAAGAGGAGCACAUCAAGGACAUUGAAAUAAAUAAUGGAGAAGAACAUGCCAAUGCUAUAGCAAUAUCAGGUGGUAAAGCCGUAGAUGAACCAGAAGUUAUAAAGAAAUACCAUGAGCAGAAGCAGAAGGCAUUAAAUCAUAAUGAAGGAAAUAAAGCUGCAAAAAAGGUGGAAAUUUAUGAUCAACCCGAAGAACCUCAAAUUGCUGGCACUGAGAGUACUGCUACAGCAAAACUACAGCAGGGUCAGACCGUCAGCAAGACAAUUAUACCACCAUCUCCUUUACCUCCAAGGCUACAAAAGCAACAAGAUGCCAUGCAAAAAGAGCAAACCUUGAGUGAUCUUGAGGCUAAGGUGAAAUUGAUGCCUAUGACUCUACUAGAAAAAAUGGGAAUAAGAACAUAA